UGUUGCUACUUCAUUGGCCUAAGCCAACAUCAAUCUGUUGAUUUCCAGGUCGCCCUCAAGUUUGAAACUUUUUUUUUCACAAGGAGUAGGAGGAGGAGGAUUCAGGUUACAAGUUGUAACCGAUCUCACGGGGCAGCAGAAGAAACACUCUUUCAAUAAUUCACACUUUGAUACUCGAAACAAGAAGGAGCUGCGGGGAGGGUGCUGCUUUUUUUAUCCGAUGAAAAACAAGCGAACAAACAGAAACAUGAAGUGACUUUCCCUGCGCUGCCAGGAUGAAAACUUGAGAUUUAAUUCCGAUUUAGGUGUCUUCUUGUCGGCUUACCUUUCUCCUGAGUCCCGCUGAGUCUUCACCAUGGACUCCUUCAGCACCAAGAGCUUAGCGCUGCAGGCGCAGAAGAAGCUGAUGAGCAAGAUGUCCACCAAGAGCAUGGCCAACCUGUUCAUCGACGACACCAGCAGCGAGGUGCUGGACGAGCUGUACCGCGUCACCAAGGAGUUCACGCGCAACCGCAAAGAGUCCCAGAAGAUCAUCAAGAACCUGAUCAAGAUGGUGGUGAAGCUGGGAGUUCUCUACAGGAACAACCAGUUCAACGGAGAGGAGCUCAUCCUGGUGGAGAACUUCAGGUAG
This is a messenger RNA of Notothenia coriiceps (black rockcod), 631 nucleotides long. Its product is annotated as tumor necrosis factor alpha-induced protein 8-like protein 1. The coding region runs from base 356 to 631 and encodes 91 amino acids. Gene Ontology annotation, biological process: regulation of apoptotic process. Gene Ontology annotation, cellular component: cytoplasm. The transcript has 2 exons. Lineage: Eukaryota; Metazoa; Chordata; Actinopteri; Perciformes; Nototheniidae. The record is from RefSeq and is a predicted model, not a curated record.